Molecule: messenger RNA, 567 nt
Organism: Thamnophis sirtalis
Lineage: Eukaryota; Metazoa; Chordata; Lepidosauria; Squamata; Natricidae
Source: RefSeq, a predicted model, not a curated record
GACAUCUGCAUCAGUGCCAUGAAAGAGAGGGACAUUGAACAGAAGCUCAAACAAGUGAUUGCUGAAUGGGACAAUAAAACAUUUACUUUUGCUAAUUUUAAAACCCGCGGAGAACUUCUCUUGAGGGGAGACAGCACUUCUGAAAUUAUUGCAAGUAUGGAGGACAGCUUGAUGAUUCUGGGCUCCCUAAUGAGCAAUAGAUAUAACUCACCAUUCAAGGCUCAGAUACAAAAAUGGGUGCAAUCUCUUUCGAACACAACUGAUAUUAUUGAGAACUGGAUGAUGGUGCAGAAUUUAUGGAUAUAUUUAGAAGCUGUGUUUGUUGGUGGAGAUAUUGCCAAACAGCUUCCUAAGGUAUAUGACCGGAUCCUUUCCAUUUCGUCUCGGGAAGGUGAGACAAUUGAAUUAGAAAAACCUGUUAUGGCAGAUGGCAAUGUGGAAGUUUGGCUCAAUUUACUUUUAAAGGAGUCCCAAUCCUCUUUGCACCUUGUGAUUCGACAAGCAGCUGCAAAUAUUCAAGAAGCAGAUUUCCAAUUAAUUGAGUUUCUUAAUACCUUCCCUGCCCAG